Molecule: messenger RNA, 192 nt
Organism: Bipolaris oryzae ATCC 44560
Lineage: Eukaryota; Fungi; Ascomycota; Dothideomycetes; Pleosporales; Pleosporaceae
Exons: 2
Coding region: 1-192 (63 amino acids)
Source: RefSeq, a predicted model, not a curated record
AUGCUAAGCCGCACUAGAGGGAGAGAAGGCGGCCAAGGCAUUAUCGACGUCGUCCUUAAGCGGCAAGGGCUCGCGCUUGAUCUUGAUCCUGGCGGAAGAGCUGUUCCUAGGCUGCCACUAUUAGUUAGCAAGAGCAAGCUGAAGCUUACAGCUAUUACUAUUAGGCAGGCAGGCGUAGAUAGGCGUAGUUAA